CUCAAAAGUCAACUGAGGAAAACAGGGGAGAAGACUAAAAGGCCCUCGAGUGCAGGCUAUGUGUCUAAACGACAUCGUAUUUAACAGCAGCCCUUUGGUAAAGAAGAAGAGAGACACGAGGAAAGGAAAAAAGAGAAUCUGGGGGUGGAGAGGAGAGACGGAAGAUAGAUUGAAUAAUAUCAAAUGGCGACAUCGAGGCUUCAAGCUCUGUGGAAUCACCCUGCCGGACCUAAAACCAUUCAUUUCUGGGCGCCAACGUUCAAGUGGGGAAUCAGCAUUGCUAACAUUGCAGACUUUGCUAAACCUACUGAUAAAAUAUCCUACCCUCAGCAGAUUGCUGUUACAUGCACUGGAGUGAUCUGGUCUCGCUACAGCAUGGUUAUCACUCCCAAAAACUGGAACCUCUUUAGCGUCAAUGUUGCUAUGGCUGGGACUGGCAUGUACCAGCUUGCUCGUAAAAUCAAAAACGAUUUUGCAUCUGAUGUGGAGCCCGUUGUUGCUAAAGAAUGAUUACGACGAAAAAACAAGAAGAAGAUGAAACAUCAAAGGAAAGAUGGGAUAUCAUCGUCAUAUUGCUUGUGUUUGCAAAAUCUAGUUUCAAGAUAUUUGAUUUUUCCUUUUCAUUCCCAGAUCUUAAGGGGCGAAUUACCAAAUAAGUUUUCUUUUUAAUACCCAUAAUGCUUCUCUCUGUCUUUGAUGCGGUAUCUAUGGAAACUUUGCCACAGUGA
Brassica rapa (field mustard) is the source of this 728-nucleotide messenger RNA. Its product is annotated as mitochondrial pyruvate carrier 4. NCBI's taxonomy places the organism in Eukaryota, Viridiplantae, Streptophyta, Magnoliopsida, Brassicales, Brassicaceae. Gene Ontology annotation, biological process: pyruvate import into mitochondria. Gene Ontology annotation, cellular component: mitochondrial inner membrane. The record is from RefSeq and is a predicted model, not a curated record.